This is a messenger RNA of Copidosoma floridanum, 2302 nucleotides long. Its product is annotated as ATP-binding cassette sub-family F member 1. NCBI's taxonomy places the organism in Eukaryota, Metazoa, Arthropoda, Insecta, Hymenoptera, Encyrtidae. Gene Ontology annotation, molecular function: ATP binding; ATP hydrolysis activity. The record is from RefSeq and is a predicted model, not a curated record.
UGUUUUACAUCACACGACGUAACCCCAAAAAACCACUCUCUCUUCGGACUACGGUCUGGGCGAGGUGGCAAAUGUAAAAGUGCAGCUGCCAAAAAAAAUCCAGAUUACGAAAACCUUCGAAAUUAACAACUCCGCACUAAAGUUGGCCUCGCGUGUGUUUCUGUGAUAGCCCGAAACAAGUGUAACAAAAAUAAAAAUCGGUAUGUCGGACCUGGAGCAGAGCGUCGCAGAGCUGGAGAUCAGCGAGGAGACCGGCCAGAAGAAGAAGCAGCUCACCCACAAGGAAAAAAAGAAGCUGAAGAAGCAGCAGGAGUAUGAGCGGACGAUCGAGAUGAUGACCAAGCACGGCGGCCAGGGUCACAGCGAGCUCGAGUCGAAUUUUACCGUCUCGCACAGCCAGAACCAGAGUCGCAACACGCAACAGCUCGAGAACGCCAUAGACAUCAAGGUCGACAAUUUCAGCAUCGCUGCCAAGGGCAAGGAGCUCUUCACCAAUGCGAGCCUUUUGAUCGCUCAGGGCAGGCGCUACGGUCUCGUCGGGCCCAACGGUCAUGGGAAAACGACACUUCUGCGUCACAUAGCGUUGAGAAAAUUCAACAUCCCACCCAACAUAGACAUUCUGUACUGCGAGCAAGAAGUUGUGGCGGAUAAUACGCCAGCUGUUGAAGUUGUUCUAAAGGCGGAUGUCAAAUGCAACGAAUUGAAAGAGGAGUGCAAAAAAUUGGAGGAUCAGAUCGAAAAAGGCGACACUACGGUACAAGACAGAUUACAAGAGGUUUACGAAGAGUUGAAGGCCAUUGGUGCUGACUCUGCAGAGCCCAGAGCACGCAGGAUCCUUGCAGGUUUAGGAUUCAGCAAAGAAAUGCAAGGCAGAGCUACCAAGAAUUUUUCUGGUGGCUGGCGUAUGCGCGUUUCCCUAGCUAGAGCAUUAUUUUUAGAGCCUACAUUGUUAUUGUUGGAUGAACCUACGAAUCAUCUAGAUUUGAACGCUGUUAUUUGGUUGGACAACUACUUGCAAGGAUGGAAAAAGACUUUGCUUAUUGUGUCUCACGACCAAAGUUUCUUAGAUAAUGUUUGUACAGAUAUUAUUCACUUGGAUCAGCAGAAAUUAUUUUACUACAAGGGCAAUUACAGUAUGUUCAAAAAGAUGUUCAUACAAAAGUGCAAAGAAAUGCUUAAAGCAUACGAGCAGCAAGAAAAAAGGUUGAAAAGCUUAAAGUCGCAUGGUCAAAGUAAAAAGCAGGCAGAGAAAAAACAAAAGGAAACUCUUACACGCAAACAAGAAAAAAAUAAAACAAAAUUGCAGAAGCAGGAGGAAGAUACGGGACCAGCUGAGCUUUUGCAAAAACCAAAGGAAUAUAUUGUCAAGUUUAGUUUUCCAGAUCCUCCGCCACUUCAACCUCCUAUUCUUGGUCUUCAAAAUGUUACAUUUGCUUUUGAAGGUCAUAAGCCACUUUUUAUCGACGUUGAUUUUGGCAUAGAUCUCAGCUCCCGUGUUGCAAUUGUUGGCCCGAAUGGUGUUGGCAAAACCACAUUUUUGAAAUUAUUGUUAGGCGAAUUGAGCCCUCUUAAAGGCGAACUUAUUAAAAACCACAGACUGAGAAUAGGAAGGUUCGACCAGCACUCUGGAGAACAUCUCACAGCUGAAGAGAGUCCAACCGAGUAUCUGAUGCGAUUGUUCGACCUUCCGUACGAAAAGGCAAGAAAGCAGUUGGGAACUUUUGGCCUUAGCGGACACGCACACACCAUCAAGAUGAAAGAUCUUUCUGGUGGACAAAAAGCAAGAGUCGCUAUGGCUGAACUUUGCUUAAACGCUCCAGAUGUGUUGAUUCUCGACGAACCUACCAACAAUUUGGACUUGGAAUCUAUUGAUGCUCUAGGUGAAGCCAUAACUAGGUAUAAGGGUGGUGUUAUAAUUGUGUCUCACGACGAACGCCUCAUUAGGGACACUGAAUGUUGUUUGUACGUGAUUGAAAAUCAAACCAUCAACGAGAUUGACGGUGACUUUGAUGACUACAGAAAAGAACUACUUGAGAGUUUGGGAGAAAUCGUUAAUAAUCCAAGUAUAGCUGCCAAUGCAGCUGUCCUUCAGGAUUAACCUGUAUAAAUACAGUGAAGAUUGUUGUCAUUGAAAUUUUGAAAAGUAACAAAAACAAUCAAUAUUUUAACACAUACGAGUAUCUUAUUAAUUAGGAAGAAAUAAAUUUACACAAUCUUCGUGUUUGUACAUAACUAACUCGGUCUUUAUAUUUAUAUAAUAAAUUUUAAAAUAAAACUCAAUUUAUAUUAAUAAAUCAAGUUG